UGGGUUUGUAUAUCUAAGCUGGCAUCUUGUUCCUUUAUGUUGCCUCUUAUUUUGUUAUACACUGAAAGAAUGGUUUUGUGUAUUGAUUUCAACAUAAAAAGGAUUUUUUUCCUGAUUUUCAUUCAUAUUCUCUUGGUAACGUAUUAAGUUGAAAAUUUUAAAAUCAAAUGUUAAAAAUAGCUAGGUAUGGGACAUGUUGUAGGUAGUCUUUAUAGUGGAAAUUGUUUGCCAAGUAAGAAUUUAUAGUCCAAAGUAUUCCAUCAUCUUGUAUAAUACUUCUCAUGUAAAGAAAUAGAAAACAAUUUCCCACAUAUAGCUCUGAAAAUCAGUAAAAAUUUAUCUUCAUAGUUCAAACAGGCCAGAUAUGCCACCCUGCAGUUCCUUCUUCAUAGAUGAGUUUUUCACAGGUGGUAUCUGACAAGGUCAAAGAGUUUUUUCUAAAUUCUAGGCUUUAAGCCAAGUCUCAUUUAGUCAAUAACAAAUUGUAAUACCAUACCUUGCCAGAAGAUGUAACUGAUGCCAUUUAAAACUUUUUAAGUCCCCCGUUUUUAUAUAAUAGUUUUUCAAAGUUUAUUUCUUUUCUUUUUAGAUAAAAAUCAGCGUAUCCAGUAGAAAUAGGAAUAAGAAAACUUUUAGGAAAACUUUUUAGUCCUGAAAUUUCAAAAGUAUAUGCAUCCAAUUAGAUUAAAAUUGUUUUUAUAAUUGCUUUGUUUCCUCUGGGUAGUCAGUCGCCACUGUUCUUAGAGGGUGGGACAGGAAUUCCCUUCCCUCUCUCCUCACAGGGGGAAAAAUACUUUUGCAGGAAAGAUAUUUAGAGUCUUAAAGAGAAGAUCAGAUCUCACCCAGUUUCAUCCGCGUUGCUUUAAAGGUGAUUGGUAAUAAUUUUGACUUCAGCUGUCAGCAGCUUAAUGAUGAGCCAUAUUGCUAUGGCCGGUCUUUCCCCCACCGGUUGGAAAGUUGCCCCGGAUCAAGCGGAAGGGCUACCACCCUCCCGUGAUCAAGCGGGGAUCCCCUCCUCGCUUGUCGCCCCUACAUGGCGACUUUCGACCCUUCCCAGGGUCCCCCAGUGGGAUGAAAUCAGACGCUGAAGACAGAGUUUCACCUCCAUGCGUCCGCAGGCGCCAAUGGCAAACCGGAAGUCAACACUCCUAUUUCUGAAAACAUUCUUAAUUUUCAGGAUUUUUGAACAACUGCCUAACACAGUACUGCACAGUAUAAAUGCACAGUACUGCAUUUAUAUUUUUAUGGUGUGUUUCCCCACCCCCACUCCUCAGCUGAGUAACAUUGGUUAAGGUGAUUGUUCUUAGCAUAGCAAGGCAUAAUAUUAGUCUGGGAUUCAUCUUCCAGAAUCUAAUUUAGACUGGAGUCAUAAAGUUUUUGGCAAUAAGACCUAUUGAACAUAGUCCAGUUUCUGAAUAAAGCCUAAAAUACACAUCUGAUUAUGUGAUUCAUUCAGUAUUCUAUUUUAAUAAUGGUCAGUCAGAUGUUUCUAGAAAUUUCUACUCUGGGUAGGAAUAGUUCUUUCAUUCAUUCAAACUGUUGAUGUCUCCAUAACUGUAUACAUGUUUAUGUUAAAUAUACAGUAAUAAGAAUACCUGGAAAUCUAAUAUAAACCUCUUUCUUGAGAACUGAAAGAAGCCUGCAGAAAACCCAUGGCAGCAAAAUUAAAUGUUGCUGUGAAAAAAGGUGACCUUCAGCUUGCUCGGCAGCUGUUGGAAGAAGGAGCAAAUAUUAACGCAAAGGUGGAACACGGCUGGACACCUCUCCAUAGUGCUGUACAAAGAAAUUCUGAAAAGAUCGUUAACUUUCUACUGGAAAAGGGGGCUGAUCCAUUAGCUAGGAAGGAUAAUGGUGCUACACCUUUUAUUUUAGCAGGAGUGACAGGUAAUGUGAACCUUUUGAAACUUUUUCUUGAUAAAGGCUCGUAUAUUAAUGAGUGUGAUAUCAAUGGCUUCACCGCAUUCAUGGAGGCUGCUUGUUAUGGGCAAGAGGAAGCCCUAAGAUUUUUAUAUAAGAAUGGAGCCGAUGUAAAUCAGCAUCGUGAAGUUGAUGAGAAUAAAAAGGCUGUGAAAAAAGGAGGUGCGACAGCUCUGAUGGAUGCUGCCAGCCAUGGCCAUUUUGCUCUGGUCAAAAUCUUGGUUGAGGAAAUGGGUGCUGAUGUAAAUAUCUGUGACAAUCAAGAUGCAAAUGCAUUGAUUCAUGCUCUAUUUGAGGACAAAGACUGGAAAAAAGGCAGAGAAGACUCGGCCCUUUUCCUUUUGAAAAACAACAUUGAUGCCAAUAAGAGGGAUGUAAAUGGGAAAACUGUGCUCAUAUUGGCUGUUGAAAGAGAAAGCCUGGACCUUGUGAAGGCCAUAUUAGAAUUAGAUGAAGUUGAUCUUGACGAUGCUGAUGAAAAGAACGAAACAGCAUUGCAUGUAGCUGUGAAGAAGCAAAACAAAGUAAUAGCAACGCUUCUAUGUGAAAAAGGAGUACGAGUAGAUGAUGAUGUCCUGGAUAUUGCCUGUAGAACCUACCAAAGCAAUAUGAUAGAACUUCUUCAGAAAUAUGAAUCACCAGAUAAUCCAAAGCAGCCAGAAAUAUGUAAGGAAUUCUCAAGCAUACGCUGGAGAUCAAAACUCCAGAAACUCAAUCGAAUGCAUCGUCCUAUGAUUGGCAAGCUCAAGAUCUUUCAAUAUCAAGAUUUAUGGAUCCAGAACACCACCAAAGGAGGGGUCUACCUGGGAUUCUAUGAUGGAGUAGAGGUGGCUGUGAAGGUAUUCUGCAAGGGGUCAGAAAAUGCCAAGCAAGAAAAAGUGUGCCUUGAGAAAUGCCAAACCAGCAAAUACCUGGUAAAGUUUUGUGGUCAGGAAGUCAGAAAGACCUGUCUCUACCUGUGCCUCUCCUUGUGUGAAAAGAAUCUUCAAGAGUACUUCAAGGAAGAAAAUAGCACAACUAUGGAAAGCAAAAAGAUUCUUAAAAAAAUAUUUCAGGCUGUAAAGGAACUUCAUGCCUUUGGAUUUGGCCAUCAGGAACUGCACCCAAGUAACAUUUUGAUAGAUGUCACUGGCAAGAUUUUUCUAGCAGACUUUGAUAAGAGCAGAGAAAUAACUGAUGAUACAAAAUAUUCUGUAAUCUCGAAAGACCUACAGGAUCUCCAAAAACUUAUGCUGUAUGUUGUGAUGAGAGGCCAGAAGGACUUUGAAGAUUUGCCUACAGAAUGCCCAGAAAAUGUAAAGGAACAUAAGGAAAUUCUAGACCUCCAAAGAAAACUGAAACUCUCUGACCAAAGUACCCCAGCUGAUAGUCUACUGGAAAUGCUGAUCUGUCAUCCAUAUUUCUGGUCCAAGGAGACAAAGUACAGGGUCUUAAGAGAUAUCGGGAAUGAGAUACGUGUGGCUCAUGCAAGCAAGAAAAAUGACAGCCUGAAUGCUUUGGAAUGUGAGCCUGAUCCUUUCAUGGACUGGAAAACAAAGAUUGAUGAAAAAGUACUGGAAUCUAUGGAGUUUCCAUCCAAAGAGAAAGGAAACAAGAAGGGCAAAAGACAUUAUCAGCAGGGUGUGAUAGAUUUAUUAAAGUUGAUUAGGAAUAUGGGUGAACACUACGAUGAAAAGGACGAUGAGGUGAAAAAAAUAAUUCAGGAUCCUGCAGACUAUUUUCUGAACCUCUUUCCGGAUUUAACCGUUUAUAUCUAUCAGCGUUGCUGUAACUCAGAUUUUAAGAAGUAUUUUCCAAAUGCUAAGAAUUCUUCACACCCAUAACAUGGGUCAACGGGCACUGAUUGUUUAAUGACAUAAUUGAAUGUGACCUGCAUAUUUUCUAACUAAAACCAAUCAAUAGUUUUAUCAGCAGUUAAUACUGUAUGUCAGCUUGGAAAAUGAGCUCCUCUUCUUUAGACCUUCCCUUGCUCACAGACAACAGCAAGUUAAUGUGCCCCCAGAGAAACCAAAUAAUGCAGAAUAUAGUUGUCAAAUUUACAAUCAUGUCUAGUCUGACAACACCACCCUAAGUUCCCAAAGCAUUGGGCAAAGCAUGGUGGAGUUUCAUAACUGCUCCCUCUCCAACCUAACAUGUUGUAUUUGUUAAUGAUACUUCAGAUAUAGGAGUUUAUUUGUCAAAGUCAGUUUCUAUCCAAAAAAAAGUCCCUUUUUAGUGAGUGGAGAAUCUCUGCUUUUAAGCAAGUUUAUUGUAAUGCCACGGGGACAGAAUACAUGGUUCUGCCCGCUUGACAAGGUUGAAGUAGCAACUUACAUAGUAAUGCCACACAUUUGGUCGGUUAAUAAUAUCCUGUAGCCACAACAUCCCUUUCUUGAAACCCAGAGUCCCCUCUGUCUUAUCCAAUAGCAGCAAAUGCAGCAACAGCAGCCAGAAUUCUCACAACUAUCCUUGAGGUUUCACUUCUGCUUUGUUGAGUUGCAUAAGCUAUUCCUAUAUUCUGCUUCUCUGCAAACAUAUCAGUGUUUUUUUUAGCAAACUGAAACCAUUUUACUAGGCUAAGCUACUUCUUCAGUCAGGUUUUAAGUGCGCACAGGCUUAAAGAUUAUAAAAAGGCACUUGGAAAUUAAUAUUUUUGCCACUGAAGUUCUGUGUGCGCUCUGCAGGCUGCAAAAUAAAUGAACAUGAGGCAAGUGACCAUGGGUUGCCUACCUAAGAGCUGCACGAUGAGUGAAUCUAAUCACUCACUGUAAUGGUAUGUGGAAAUGACUUGGGAGACAGGAGGAAAAGUCGUAGACUGGACAGCUGGCAUGUAAAAGAGAUCUCAGCCCACAGAAGGAUGGAGGGCAUGGAAAAUGUUUCCCUAGUAUUCUGGUGUGUAAAAAGAAAGGAGGGGAGAAAUUGCAGAAUAAGUAAGUUUAUGGCAAAGUUAAGAUACGUUUGCAAUAAAGAUAGAGCUAAUAUCCUUGGUUGUGCUCCCUGGCUGGGCUACUAUGAGCAACUAAUACUGACCAUGCAAGAAGGUCCAUAUUACAUUCAAUGCUGACAGCAGAGAUUCCCAAUUGUUCUUGCUCUUCAGUGCCUUCAUCUCAAUAAUUUUUUUCACAGUGAUCCUAGGCUUGUAGUUUGUGUGGUGUCUGACAGUUGUCAAGUAUCACUGUGGUAUCCUGUGGUGUCCCUGUGAGUUCACUGCAGUACCCUGGGAUACAGCAGAAAAGAGUUUGGGAACUGUGAAGCUAUAUUAUAAAUGGCCACGGUAAUAAUGAUUACUCUCUACACCUAGCACAUUAAAUUUCACUUUGAUUGUAUUGCUUUACAUAAAAUGCCUACAUCUCUAUGGGUCUGCAUUUAUUCCUAAUUGGUGAUGUCAUGCCAUAUAAGUGGAAUGAUAAACUGAAAUUCAUGAAAGUCUAUGCUGCAAUAAACCUGGUAUGUAAAGUGCCUCAAAA
Messenger RNA from Crotalus tigris (Tiger rattlesnake), 5363 nucleotides. It is a transcript of the gene RNASEL, whose product is annotated as ribonuclease L. Gene Ontology annotation, molecular function: RNA nuclease activity; protein kinase activity; ATP binding. Lineage: Eukaryota; Metazoa; Chordata; Lepidosauria; Squamata; Viperidae. The transcript is spliced from 6 exons. Bases 1653 to 3740 code for a protein of 695 amino acids. The record is from RefSeq and is a predicted model, not a curated record. Gene Ontology annotation, biological process: mRNA processing; protein phosphorylation.